UUGAUGCCUCUUCGUCCGUGUCUCUUUUGCAAAACCUUGCCCACCCGAAUAGUGAAAAUCACAGUAGCUCAGCAGCAGCUAUGGUUGCCAGAGGUCGUGGAGGCGGUGGUGGAUUUAGGGGUGGCCGAGGAGAUGGAGGGAGAGGUGGAAGAGGAGGCCGAGGAGGCCCCGGCGGAGGUAGAGGUGGUGGUAGUGCCAUGAAGCGCGGCGGCGGAAGAGGCGGCGGAAGAGGUGGAGGAAGGGGACGUGGAGGAAUGAAGGGCGGUAGUAAGGUUGUGGUGGAGCCUCAUAGGCAUGAGGGAGUGUUCAUUGCUAAGGGUAAAGAGGAUGCUCUUGUCACUAAGAAUAUGGUCCCUGGUGAAUCUGUCUACAACGAGAAGAGAAUUGCUGUUCAGAAUGAAGAUGGAACCAAGGUUGAGUACAGGGUUUGGAAUCCUUUCCGUUCCAAAUUGGCAGCUGCUAUUCUUGGAGGUGUUGAUGAAAUUUGGAUUAAACCAGGUGCGCGUGUUCUUUAUCUUGGAGCUGCUUCAGGGACAACAGUCUCUCAUGUUUCUGACAUUGUUGGCCCUACUGGGGUUGUCUAUGCUGUGGAGUUUUCUCACAGAAGUGGUAGAGAUUUGGUUAACAUGGCAAAAAAGCGUACUAAUGUUAUACCCAUCAUUGAAGAUGCCAGACACCCUGCAAAAUACAGGAUGUUGGUUGGCAUGGUUGAUGUGAUAUUUUCUGAUGUUGCUCAACCUGAUCAGGCAAGGAUUUUAGCACUGAAUGCCUCCUACUUCUUGAAAUCGGAAGGACACUUUGUUAUUUCCAUCAAGGCAAACUGUAUCGAUUCAACUGUACCUGCCGAAGCAGUAUUUGCACAGGAGGUUAAGAAGCUACAAGCCGAGCAAUUCAAGCCGAGCGAGCAGGUCACGCUCGAACCGUUUGAGAGAGACCAUGCUUGUGUUGUUGGGGGUUACAGGAUGCCCAAGAAGCAAAAACCCGGUGCAUAGAUGUGUUGUCUUUCCAGCUUUAUUAGAGCCUGAUUGAGUUGCAUUUCAGUGUUGUAUUGCAAUUGUAAUUUUGGUCAUAGCUACUAUUCUCAUUCUUCUUUCCUUUAUCAGUUUAAUGUUGUUAAGUUGGUCAAAAAUUGCCCAUAUAGUACUUGGCAUUCACUUGUACCUUCAAAGAAUUAUAUUACUCUCUUUUGGUCUUACAAUUAUUAAAUCAUUUUCAAUUUAA
Ipomoea triloba (trilobed morning glory) is the source of this 1221-nucleotide messenger RNA. Its product is annotated as mediator of RNA polymerase II transcription subunit 36a-like. Gene Ontology annotation, molecular function: rRNA methyltransferase activity; histone H2AQ104 methyltransferase activity; RNA binding. Gene Ontology annotation, cellular component: small-subunit processome; nucleolus; box C/D methylation guide snoRNP complex. The record is from RefSeq and is a predicted model, not a curated record. Lineage: Eukaryota; Viridiplantae; Streptophyta; Magnoliopsida; Solanales; Convolvulaceae. The coding region runs from base 81 to 992 and encodes 303 amino acids. The transcript is spliced from 7 exons. Gene Ontology annotation, biological process: rRNA methylation; box C/D sno(s)RNA 3'-end processing.